UGGGGGCGCAGGUGGUGGUGCACCUGGUUAAACGCUCACAUUACAGUGCGCAAGGACCGGUUUUCAAGCCCCUGGUCCCCACCUGCAGGGAUGAAGCUUCCUGAGUGGAGAAGUCGGGCUGCAGGAUGGAGACAGACUGUAAUCACAUGGAGCUGAGCAGCAUGUCGAGGUUUGAAGACGACUCUGAGCUGAACGGUUUUGAGGGGACGGACGUGAAGGACAUGCGGCUGGAAGCGGAGGCAGUGGUGAAUGACGUUCUCUUUGCUGUUAACAACAUGUUCGUCUCCAAAACCCUGCGCUGUGCCGAUGAUGUGGCCUACAUCAACGUGGAGACGAGAGAAAGGCACACAUACUGCCUGGAGCUCACUGAGGCGGGGCUCAGGGUGGUGGGAUACGCUUUCGACCAGGUGGACAGUCACCUACAGGCCCCUUACCAUGAGACAGUCUACUCCCUGCUGGACACACUCAGCCCUGCCUACCGGGAAGCCUUUGGGAAUGCGCUCCUUCAAAGACUGGAGGCUCUGCAGAGGGGAGAGCAGUCAUGACUAAGCUUUUUCCUUCCAGAGAUGCUGCUGCUGCUACACACUGUUGGCAUAAGGCUUCGGUUUCACGCAUACGCUCAUAAUAGGAAAGGCGUUGGCUUUGGAUCUUCAUUUUUCUCUUUUUCUUCAGUUUUGGUUGGUUGGUUGGUUUUUUCCUUACCAGAGCACUGCUUUGGCUUAUGGUGGUGCAGGGGGAUUGAACCUGGGGUUUUAGAGCCUCAGGCUUGAGAGUCUCUGCAUAACCAUUAUGCUGCCUACCCCUGCCCUCUGCCACCCUUCAGUUUAGACUUUCCACUCAGACCUUUUCUUGACUAGUGAAUCGUCUUUCUUAGCUUUCUUAAAGCAAUCCUGAAGCUGUGAUACCAUAUUAAGAUUCCAGUUUUGUUGUUUUAAGCCUUUUACUGGUAUGGAUUUAUUUAUGAGAGAGAAGGAAUGGGAAAGACAGCCAGAGUAUCACCCCGGCACAUGUGAUACCGGGGGACCAGACUUGGGACUUGAUGCUUGAGUCCAGGGCUCUGGCCACUGCAGCACCUUCUGGAAGGGCUCUGGUUCUCUCUGGAGCUUCUCUCUCUGCGCUUCCAACCCUAAUCAGUGUUCUGUUGUGUCAUGCCAAGGCUUUGAUGCUGCCAGCGCUCUUUCGCCAAGAGGCUGUAGAUUUACACAGGAAGAUAGGUGUUAAAGGACCUCAGUGCAGUCUUUGAUUCAGUCGCUAAAUCAGGCUCACGACUAGCCGACUUUGCAGUCAUGUUUUUCCUACUAGCCUUAUGGGGAACAAAUGACCACGCAGCUUCCUCUGCACAAAGUUUGAAGUCUGCUGCUGCAAUCGAUCUGUUUCUGCUAUGAAUAAAAACUGCUAAGCAUGCACUGACUAUGGGAGACUUCGGUAGUAUUAACACACAGGGAAGGAACAAAUUCUGUAUUCCUUGUUUGCAACAGCCAGCCAACUAAGGACAAGCCGCUAGCAAAUGAAUGUAAUAGUUUACUUCUCUCCAAGAUAUUUAAGCACAUAAGCAAAGGUAGGAACAGGCUCUUUUUUUUUUUUUUUCCCUGAACAAAAAAAAAAGCAUCUAAGGUACAAGUGAUUGAAAAGAAGGAAGAUUCUGAUUUCCUAGAAGAUACUAUUUUGGCCUGUGUUGAUUCUUAUUCUGAAGGUUUGUUUACAUAAUGUACAGUAUAUUUUCAGAAAGUAUUUUUGCUUCAACAUUGACUUCCUAUGAGGUAUUCCUUUGGUAUUCCCACAGUGCCCGCCCUGCGCGACACUUGCACAGUGUUCUGUCUCGAUGCUAAGUCUGCAUGUAGUAUGAGUGCAUUGUAUGGGUCUGAAACCAAAGUUUGAGUGAAGCAUUCAGAGACUUGAUAUUUGAAAAAGGAAGACUCUGUAUUUUCUAUUUUCGUACAGGUAUUAAACUUUGUGAACUUAAUAACUGCCCCAUGCUGCUGCACCAUGCUUGCCACUACCAACUGAGUAGUAAGGACAAGGGAGCCGUGUUUUUAAUAGCGGGCUAAAGCAGCAGCUAUAGAAAUGUUGAACUAAAACUGCGUUUGGACACACCUUUUCAUAGCUUUAUCCUGUGCACACUUGAGUUCCUCACUCUUAAAUAACAGUUCCUUUCACUUUCUGAAGCCACGUAGACCAGAGCAAGUGAGCAUUCAGUUGGAGUCACUGUUGGUUGUCAGAAUUCUCUGGAAUGCUUUUGUUAUGUUUCACAGUUGCAUGUUCAUCCUUAGAUUUCCUUUCAGAUGCUCAGUUGUUUUGGCAAUGAAGUCUGACUGCAGGUUCAACUUUCUCAUGCUUAAUCUCAGGCUAAAUGCAAAGAAGAUUUGUAAAGUUUGAAUAAAAUUCUGUUUACUCAUUUGUGUUACAUAUGAAGGAAAGUGUAUGUUUCAAGAUUGAAAUUGUUCACUUUGUGAUAAAUGAUUGAUUCCAAGA
This is a messenger RNA of Erinaceus europaeus (western European hedgehog), 2472 nucleotides long. RefSeq names its product GSK3B interacting protein (gene GSKIP). Lineage: Eukaryota; Metazoa; Chordata; Mammalia; Eulipotyphla; Erinaceidae. Gene Ontology annotation, cellular component: cytoplasm. The coding region runs from base 126 to 545 and encodes 139 amino acids. The transcript is spliced from 3 exons. Gene Ontology annotation, molecular function: kinase regulator activity; protein kinase A binding. The record is from RefSeq and is a predicted model, not a curated record. Gene Ontology annotation, biological process: regulation of canonical Wnt signaling pathway.